CGGCGGGAUCCGGGCGGUCGGGGCGUGCCCCCCGAGGCCCCGCCCCCCAGCCUAUAUGGCGGGUCGCGGUCCCGGCGCGGGGUCCGGUGCCGGCGGCGAUGUGGGCGCUGCGCUGCCUCGUGCUGCUGCUCUGCGGCGCCGCGCUGGGGCCCGCCGUGCACCUCGACUUCGCCGAGCACCGCAGCCAGGCGGCCAAGAUCAAGGUCAACCCUCGCGGCAACCUCUGGGCCACAGGUCACUUCAUGGGGAAGAAGAGCGUCACGGGCUCCCCACACCUGGAGCCGCCCGAGGAGCCCGCCGUGCCCACAGCCUUCGGUCCCUCUCUGCGAGCCCUGCUGGAGGAGAUGGUGGAGCUGCUCACCCGGGAGCUCCUCAGAGUCCUCUGGCGAGAGAGGCUUUUGGAUGAGAACCAAGGAAAAUACGACCUCACUGACCAGACCCAGCGUCCUUGGUGUGGCUUUUACCUUCAAGCUGACUGGAAAACCUGCCCCUGGGAGCAAUGCCCACAUGGAUCCUCACGCAGGGUGUGGAGAUGGAAUUGCUCGGUCCAUGGGGCUCUGUUCCACUGGCGCCUCUCACCCUCUCUGGUCCCUGCCAGUAGUAACCGAGAACGUCAAGGGGCUGAAAUCCUCGAAGGUGGGUCCUACAUGUGCCGUCCCACCGGGCUGCUGUGCUCGAGGCACUUGCACACGAGCAAAGCUAGUCCUGUUACCCGGGUUUAAGCAGUGCUUGCUCCCGUUCUUUGCUUUUUGGAGGAAGGCAGAGGUGGAGCAGAGUUGCAGGGGCGUGACCCUGGGUGGCACUGAUUCUUCAAGCCCCUUCUCGACUGAUUUCAGCAGACUGUGGUAAAGACUGAGGCUUUCCUAGAACGGCUCCCAUCAGGACAGAGGGCUUUCCACCAAGAGGAUACAGCUGGGCACAGCUGAGGACACGGCCCACCCUGCUCCCUGUGUGCUGUGACCACUGCGCGGGUGCAGCUUUCGUUUCUUGGAGGCAACAAGAAGUGAGGAGAGGAGAGGCUUGGGAAUAUCCUGGUGCUUCUCCAUCCUCCCUGGGAGCUGUGGAGGAGGCGGGUGUUUGCUGGGCAAUGAGCUGGUGGUUGCGGUGCCCUGCCUCAUCCACCAAGACCUCUGCGGGCGUGAGGUGUGACUUUGAUAAAAGUGAUCCUCGUGGCUCUCCUCUGUGGAGGAAAACUGCGUGGUCACUGCUCACACUGCAGAGGCUGCCCUGAGGGCUCGUGCUGUGUCUGCGCUGGGAUCUGGUGCCCUGCCAGCCCUGCCAGUGCUCAUUCCCAGUGCCCCAAGGCAGGUCCUGGCCAGGGGCAGCUCCCAGCACUGGACAUCACCCUUUAGGGUGUCCAAGCUCUGCUGCUGGAGGGCGGUUUGGCUCGUGGUCGAGCAGACGCUGCUCUGGCAGGAGGUGGGGUGCCUUAUAUGUGGCAUUGCAGGUAGGUGCUCGAUGUGCCACCGGCUCCUACCCCUCACCUUCCCCUCCUGAUACCUCUCCCUGGUCAGUGCCCUGGUGUGGCAGAGGAGACCUCGCUGGGUGAGACCUUUGGGCACCUCUGAGCACCUCAGUAGGCUCAGCUCCUGCCUUCUUGCCCCCUUCCUCGCCCCAGGGCAUCCUCAUCUCUAACCUGCGGGCUGAUAUUGCACUGCUCCCCCUUCCUUUGAGUGCUGCCUGUGCUAGACUUCUGCAGAACCUUAUUUUUUUCUUGCUCCUGUGGGUGUGCGCGGUUAUUCCUGCCCCCUGGCAGCUUUCUCCCUGGAUGUGACGGCUGUUGGACACCUGAGGCAGUGCCCAGCCCAGCUGGACCUGCUCUGUGGGCUGAUCCUUCACAGCCAGAACCUUCCUUUCUGCAGGGCCCCUCUAGGUGCUGUGUGCAAUGAGGGUUUGGCUGGCAGAGGAAGAUCGACCCUAUCCCUUGUUAUCUGCUGUCCCUGCCCAUGGCAGGGGGGUGGAACUGGGUGAUCUUUAAUGUCUCUUCCAACCCAACUCAUUCCAUGAUUCUGUAAUUCUUGGGGUUGUGGCAGCAUUUCUCUGGGAGAUGGACAGGUGUGGAAUGGCUCCCAGGGUGUGAGCAGAGCCCUUCUGCUGCUGGCGCUGCUCUGGAACCUCUGGGCAGGAUGCAAUCCCACAAAAUCCCUGUGGAACUCUUCCCUGCUGUGGUUUGUGUCUCUCUGCCUUCUCACAUAGCUCUGCUGAAUCAAUCCCGAGGCUGCUUUCAUUCCAACCCCGUCUCAGGUGAAGUUUGCUGCUGGUGUCAGCCAGCUGUGGUCCAGCUGUUGGAGCACAGGGCGGGAGGCAGGAGCUGCACGUGGGCUCUUUCGUCCUUGGUCGCUGCCCCAAGCCACCCCUGAAAGUGCCACCAGGGUCCAGCAAGGGACGUUUCUCUGAUCUUUUCCUUUAGAUCAGGAAGUGCAGAGAUAAGAUGACGGGAAUGGUUUUGAGCGGAAAGAGGGGAGAUGGAGAUGAGAUCUUGGGGAGCAAUGUUUUGCUGUGAGGGUGGGGAGGCCCUGGCCCAGAUUGCCCACAGCUGUGGUGGCUGCCCCAUCCCUGGAGGGGUUCAAGGCCAGGUUGGAUGGGUCUUGGAGCAACCAGAUCCAGUGGGAGGUAUCCCUGAUCUGUCCUGUGGUCCCCAGCCAGUGGUGCCAGUGGAGCCGCGUGCAGGACCCCAUGUCUCACACCUCUGCCUUUUC
Molecule: messenger RNA, 2699 nt
Organism: Cuculus canorus (common cuckoo)
Lineage: Eukaryota; Metazoa; Chordata; Aves; Cuculiformes; Cuculidae
Gene: NMB
Product: neuromedin B
Exons: 3
Coding region: 99-722 (207 amino acids)
Biological process (GO): neuropeptide signaling pathway; positive regulation of hormone secretion
Cellular component (GO): neuron projection
Molecular function (GO): neuropeptide hormone activity; neuromedin B receptor binding
Source: RefSeq, a predicted model, not a curated record